Messenger RNA from Ricinus communis (castor bean), 1284 nucleotides. Its product is annotated as heat stress transcription factor B-3. Gene Ontology annotation, molecular function: DNA-binding transcription factor activity; RNA polymerase II cis-regulatory region sequence-specific DNA binding. Gene Ontology annotation, cellular component: nucleus. Gene Ontology annotation, biological process: regulation of transcription by RNA polymerase II. The record is from RefSeq and is a predicted model, not a curated record. The coding region runs from base 280 to 1026 and encodes 248 amino acids. The transcript has 2 exons. Lineage: Eukaryota; Viridiplantae; Streptophyta; Magnoliopsida; Malpighiales; Euphorbiaceae.
GCCUUAGAACAUACGUUCCAACCAUUUCUUUCUUCUCUACAUAAAGAGAGAGAAAAGGGAAGAGGCAAAAGGCCCUCGCAUUCCUCAUGAACUGUGUUUUCGUAUUGGGUUUCUAUUGUUGGGGUUGGGAGUUCUUAACUUCCCUUCUUCUCUUCUCUCUCUCUAAUUAAUUGAUUAAUCUCUUAGCUUAACAGCUCUUUCUUAUACCUUCAUCUUUCUUCUUCUCUCUGCCCUUUUCGCUCCUUCGUUCCCUUUCUUCUUUUGGAAAGUUCAUAUUAUAUGGAGAUGGAGGCCAAUGAUCACAGGGGUUUAUUGGAAUAUGUGCGCAAAACAACACCUCCACCUUUUCUGUUGAAGACCUACAUGCUCGUGGAGGACCCGGAGACCGACCAUGUGAUCUCCUGGAACGCCGACGGAACAGGGUUUGUCGUGUGGCAGCCGGCGGAGUUCGCCCGUGAUCUCCUACCAACACUGUUCAAGCACAGCAACUUCUCAAGCUUUGUCCGGCAACUCAAUACUUAUGGUUUUCGAAAGGUUGCAACAAGCCGGUGGGAGUUCUGCAAUGACAUGUUUAGAAAGGGAGAAAGGGAGCUACUAUGUCAGAUUCGUAGACGAAAAGCAUGGUCUAGCAAGCAGCAGCAACAACCGCCACAACCUAAUAACAUUGCAGCAACUCAAGGUGGCACAACCCAAGAGUCUGAUGAAGAUCAAAGGUCAUCUUCGACAUCAUCGUCGUCUGAAUUCAAUACUCUAAUCGACGAAAAUAAGAGACUCAAGAAAGAAAAUGGGGCUUUAUGCUAUGAGCUCACUAGCAUGAAAAGGAAGUGCAAGGAGCUUCUUGAUUUAGUGGCUAAAUAUGCACAUUUAGAAAGAGAAGGACAUAAUAAUAAUAGUAAUAAUGAUGAUGAUGAGAGGCCAAAGCUAUUUGGUGUGAGAUUAGAAGUUGAAGGAGAGAAUGAGAAGAAGAGAAAGAGAGCAGAAAUUAGAGAAUGCGCAAGCAUUUUGCUUUCACAAUCAUGCAAAUAAUGAUUGAUUGUGCCCGUUAAUUAAUGUAGGAUAAUCAUAAUAAUAAUCAAGGUAAGCAAAUAGCUACUUGGAAUGUAAGUAGCUAUUUAUAGCUUUAGCUAGCUAGCUUGCUUAGAUGAUACAUAUACAUAUAUAGCAGAGGUUUGAUAUUGUUUAUGUUUAAUGGAGGUAUUAAUGAAUAGGAAAUAUAUGUACAUUAGAAUGUACUUCAAAGCAUAAUAAUAAAGGGGAAUAAGCCCCUUUGAUUUACUUUUCUUA